AUGGGACAAACUGUCGCGACCCCACUAAACCUUACUUUACAGAACUGGAAAGAUGUGCAAACAUCAGCUCACAAUCUUUCAGUAGAAGUUAAAAAAAGAAAAUGGAUAACUUUUUGUUCAUCAGAAUGGCCCACUUUCAACUGUGGUUGGCCACCAGAAGGAACCUUUAACCUAACCAUUGCCUUACAGGUUAAGGCCAAAGUCAUGGAUCCGGGACCACACGGACACCCAGACCAGGUCCCCUAUAUUGUCACUUGGGAGGCUCUUAUUUCUGAUCCUCCCCCGUGGAUAAGACCCUUCCUACCCGCCCCGGCGCCCCAACUCCCUACCCCCUUAACCCUUCCAUCUGCACCUCAACUCCCGUCCCCACUCCUUCCGUCCUUGACUCCCCAACCCCAACUCCCUCCUCCUCUUCUCCCCUCUCCAGCUCCCCAACCCCCCUCACAUUCCUCACUUUACCCAGCCCUUGUUCCCCUAGAAAGUGAAAAACAGGUGCCUCCGGAAAAAGGCAGACCUGCCACCCCAAAGGUUCUGCCACCAGGGGAAGAAGUUCUCCUGGAUUUGUUGACGGAAGAACCGCCUCCCUAUCAGGGACAUGCUCAGCAGCCUCAGGAAGCAGUGGCUGCCGCCCCUCCACCGCCUGCCGACCCUGCACCAUCCCCGGUGGCCGGUCGACUCCGCGGACGCCGAGAGCAGGUCCCGGACUCUACCUCCACCUCUCAGGUGUUUCCCUUGCGUGCAGGGACGAACGGCCAGCUGCAAUAUUGGCCCUUUUCGGCCUCAGACUUGUAUAAUUGGAAGACUAACAACCCUCCCUUUAGUAAAGACCCCUCAAAACUAACCUCUUUAAUUGAAUCUAUUUUAGUGACUCAUCAACCAACUUGGGACGAUUGCCAGCAACUAUUGCAGGUGCUGUUGACUACCGAGGAAAAACAGCGUGUUUUCCUCGAAGCGAGAAAGAACGUCCCUGGGGACCACGGGCGUCCCACUCAACUGCCUAAUGAGAUAGAUGCUGCUUUUCCCUUGGAACGGCCCAAUUGGGACUUCAAUACGGAUGCAGGUAGGAACCACCUACGCCUUUACCGCCAGUUGCUAAUAGUGGGUCUCCAAGGGGCCGCUCGGCGGCCCACCAAUUUGGCGCAGGUAAAGCAAGUAGUUCAGAAAGUAGAGGAGUCGCCUUCGGCUUUUCUUGAGCGUCUUAAGGAGGCAUAUCGCAUUUACACUCCUUACGACCCUGAGGAUCCAGGGCAGGCUACGAAUGUUGCUAUGUCUUUUAUUUGGCAAUCGGCUCCUGAUAUCAGAAAGAAGCUAGAGAGACAGGAGGAUCUUCAGACAUUGUCCCUCCAGGACUUGCUUAAGGAAGCCGAACGCAUUUAUAAUAAGAGAGAGACUCCAGAAGAAAGAGAGGAAAGGCUGAGGAAGGAAGCUGAAGAGAGAGAAAGUGUACGUGAUCGUAAAAGAACAAAGGAGAUGAGUAAGCUAUUGGCCACCAUAGUAUCAGGGCAGCGACAGGAGCAGGAAAAGCAGAAGGGAGACAGAUCGGGCCACCCAUUGGAAAAAGACCAGUGUGCAUACUGUAAGGAAAAAGGACACUGGAUGAGAGACUGCCCAAAGAGACCCAGGGGACAUCGGAGACCAAGACCCCAGACAUCCUUGCUAACCUUAGACGAUUAGGGGGGUCCAGGCCAGGAGCCCCCCCCUGAGCCUAGGAUAACUCUGGAAGUUGGGGGGCAACCCGUCACCUUCCUGGUGGAUACGGGGGCCCAACACUCGGUAUUGACCACGACCCCCGGACCCCUGAGUGACCGAUCAGCCUGGGUGCAAGGAGCCACUGGAGGGAAGCGGUAUCGGUGGACCACCGAUCGAAGAGUGCAACUGGCCACCGGUAAGGUAACACAUUCCUUCUUGCAUGUUCCCGACUGCCCUUACCCUCUACUGGGAAGAGACUUGUUAACCAAAUUAAAGGCACAAAUUCAUUUUGAGGAGACAGGGGCACGCAUUACUGGGCCCAAGGGACAGCCAUUACAUGUACUGACCCUCGGAAUAGAGGACGAGUACAGGUUGUAUGAACAAAGACAGGACAAAGAGGACGCCCAUAUACGGCCUUGGGUGCGAAAGUUCCCGCAAGCGUGGGCUGAGACGGGAGGCAUAGGCUUAGCCGUCCACCAGGCUCCUUUAGUUAUCCAACUAAAGGCCGCUGCCUCCCCUGUGUCUAUAAAACAAUACCCGCUGUCCCAAGAGGCCCGUCGGGGAAUUCGUCCUCACAUAAAGAGACUGUUAGACCAAGGAAUACUAACCCCCUGCCAGUCUCCCUGGAAUACUCCGCUCCUCCCGGUCAAAAAGCCGGGAACUCAAGAUUAUAGACCAGUACAGGACUUGAGAGAAGUUAAUAAGCGGGUUGAGGACAUUCACCCCACGGUCCCUAAUCCAUACAACCUACUGAGCAGUUUGCCCCCCACUCAUAUCUGGUAUACUGUCUUGGACUUAAAGGACGCGUUUUUCUGCUUAAGAAUCCAUCCCAGUAGCCAGCCUAUUUUUGCCUUUGAAUGGAAGGAUCCAGAGCUGGGAGUGUCGGGGCAAUUGACUUGGACUAGACUGCCCCAGGGGUUUAAGAACAGCCCCACACUAUUUGAUGAGGCGUUACAUCGGGACCUAGCCGACUUCAGAAUUCAACAUCCCACGUUAAUAUUGCUCCAGUACGUAGAUGAUCUCCUGCUGGCAGCCCAGACACAGGAGGACUGCAACUCAGGGACUGAAGAUCUCCUGCAGACCCUGGGUGCCAUUGGCUACAGGGCCUCCGCCAAAAAGGCGCAAAUUUGUCAGAAGCAAGUAACGUAUCUAGGAUAUCAGAUCAAAGACGGGCAGAGGUGGCUGACAGAGUCUCGCAAACGGGCAAUUAUGGAUAUUGCCCCACCCCAGAGUCCAAGACAGUUGCGAGAGUUUCUGGGAACAGCUGGAUUCUGCCGACUGUGGAUUCCCAGCUUCGCGGAGAUAGCCGCCCCUCUGUACCCGUUAACAAAACCAGGGACGCUAUUUGUCUGGGAAGAGAUCCAACAAAAAGCCUUCCAAAACAUUAAGGAGGCGCUCUUACACUCCCCGGCUUUGGGGUUGCCAGAUCUAACCAAACCUUUUGAGCUGUUUGUAGAUGAAAAGCAAGGAUAUGCAAAAGGAGUCCUGACCCAGAAGCUGGGGCCUUGGAGACGUCCUGUGGCCUAUCUCUCCAAAAAGCUGGAUCCGGUUGCUUCUGGAUGGCCCCCGUGCCUGCGGAUGGUUGCGGCGAUUGCAGUCCUGGUAAAAGACUCGGGUAAGCUUACCCUAGGCCAGCCACUUGUCAUCCUGGCCCCACAUGCCGUAGAGGCCCUGGUCAAACAACCACCAGACCGAUGGCUCUCUAACGCCCGCAUGACCCACUACCAAGCCAUGCUCCUAGAUAAAGACAGAAUACAGUUCGGGCCUGUAGUAACUCUGAACCCCGCUACCCUGCUGCCACAACCGGGGGAGGCGGAGCCCCAUGACUGCUUGCAGAUCCUGGCCGAAGUACAUGGAACUCGACCGGACUUGACCGACCAGCCCCUCCGGGAUGCUGAUUUCACUUGGUAUACAGAUGGGAGCAGCUUCUUGGACCAUGGUGAGAGGAAGGCCGGAGCUGCUGUCACCACCGAGACUGAGGUAGUUUGGGCGGAGGGACUUCCGCCUGGGACGUCAGCACAGCGUGCCGAGCUGAUCGCCCUGACCCAUGCACUCAAAAUGGCAAAAGGCAAGAGACUUAACGUCUACACCGAUAGUCGCUACGCUUUUGCUACGGCCCAUGUGCAUGGAGAAAUCUAUCGCAGGCGGGGCUUAUUGACCUCAGAGGGCAAGGAAAUUAAAAAUAAGCCGGAAAUUCUGGCCCUAUUGGAGGCCUUGUUCUUGCCCCAAAAACUGAGCAUUAUACACUGUCCGGGACACCAAAAAGGACAGACCUCGGAAGCGAGAGGCAAUCGACUGGCUGAUAGGGCGGCCCGGGAGGCAGCGCUAGCCGAAACUCCAACCACCCCGGUCCUCCUCCCCAUGACAACCAAGCCGCAAACAAAAAGACCCAGUCCGCUCCCCUACAGUCCAGAGGACAUGGACGAUCUAAAGAAAAUGGGGGCCACCUUUGACCCUGAGAGAGGGGCUUGGACUAACGAUGGGAAGACUGUUUGGCCAAGAAAGUGGACUCGUCAAAUGAUAGACCGCCUCCACAAACUAACCCAUCUUAGCAACCGGAAAAUGAAGACCCUCCUUGAGCGUGAGGAAGGGCUAAUGCAUCUUCUGGGAAAAGAGGACAGCCUACAAGCAGUGACAGAUCAAUGCACAAUAUGUGCCCGUGUCAACGCUGGGAAGACCAAAAUAGGGCCAGGAGUGCGGGUACGAGGACAGCGACCUGGGACUCACUGGGAGAUCGACUUCACGGAGAUUAAGCCUGGACAGUAUGGUUACAGAUAUCUCCUAGUAUUUGUGGACACCUUCUCAGGCUGGGUAGAGGCUUUCCCUACCAAACAUGAAACCUCCAGAGUGGUAACAAAAAAGCUGAUGGAAGAAAUUUUUCCCCGAUAUGGUAUGCCACAGGUAUUAGGGACUGAUAAUGGGCCUGCGUUCGUCUCCCAGGUAAGUCAGUUGGUGGCCAAACUGUUGGGGAUUGAUUGGAAAUUGCACUGUGCUUACAGACCCCAGAGCUCAGGGCAGGUAGAAAGAAUGAAUAGAACGAUUAAGGAGACUUUAACCAAAUUAACACUUGCAACUGGCUCAAAGGACUGGGUGUUCCUCCUGCCCCUUGCCCUCUACCGCGCUCGCAAUACCCCUGGCCCCCAUGGCCUUACCCCUUUUGAAAUCUUGUACGGAGCUCCCCCGCCGGCCGUCAAUUUUCUUGACCCUCAUAUAUCUGACUAUGCUAAUAGCCCUUCUUUACAAGCUCACUUGCAGGCACUUCAGAUUGUCCAGCGUGAAGUCUGGAAGCCUCUUGCGGCAGUAUACCGGGACCAACAAAACGACCCUGUCGUGCCUCAUCGUUUCCAAAUAGGAGAUUCUGUGUGGGUCCGCCGCCAUCAGACCAAAAACUUGGAACCACGGUGGAAAGGACCAUACAUCGUUCUCCUCACCACUCCUACAGCCGUGAAAGUGGACGGAAUCGCCGCCUGGAUCCACGCGUCCCACGUCAAGGCCGCCCGGACCCCGGAAGAGACCUCAACAGACCCGGACUGGAAAGUUCAGCGCACUCAAAAUCCUUUAAAGAUAAGACUUACGCAAAUACUAACGGACUCAGUAAACUCCUUAGCUGAAGUAGUCCUUCAAAAUCGAAGAGGAUUGGACCUACUGUUCUUAAAGGAAGGGGGCUUAUGUGUAGCUUUAAGGGAAGAAUGUUGUUUUUAUGUCAAUAAGACAGGAGUAAUAAUCAAGUCCCUAGAUAAACUUAAGGAAAGACUGAACAAUAGACAGCGAGAAUUUGAGUCUCAACAAACUUGGUAUGAAGGGUUGUGGAAUAAGUCUCCCUGGUUUACUACCCUGAUAUCCUCAUUAAUGGGACCAUUAAUACUCCUUAUGUUAAUCCUUACUGUGGGCCCCUGCAUCAUCAAUCGCCUAAUACAAUUUAUAAAGGACCGCCUAUCGGUCGUACAGGCCCUAGUAUUAACCCAACAAUACCACCAACUUAAAUUGACGGAGGAAUCUCCAGUUGAAUGA
This is a messenger RNA of Dipodomys spectabilis (banner-tailed kangaroo rat), 5700 nucleotides long. RefSeq lists its product as uncharacterized. The record is from RefSeq and is a predicted model, not a curated record. The transcript has 2 exons. Gene Ontology annotation, molecular function: zinc ion binding; RNA-DNA hybrid ribonuclease activity; nucleic acid binding. Lineage: Eukaryota; Metazoa; Chordata; Mammalia; Rodentia; Heteromyidae. Gene Ontology annotation, biological process: DNA integration; virion assembly; proteolysis.